This is a messenger RNA of Anoplophora glabripennis (Asian longhorned beetle), 582 nucleotides long. RefSeq lists its product as uncharacterized. The transcript has a single exon. The coding region runs from base 1 to 582 and encodes 193 amino acids. Lineage: Eukaryota; Metazoa; Arthropoda; Insecta; Coleoptera; Cerambycidae. Gene Ontology annotation, biological process: DNA integration. The record is from RefSeq and is a predicted model, not a curated record. Gene Ontology annotation, molecular function: nucleic acid binding.
AUGACAGAGUUUUGUAAAGAAUAUAACAUCAAACAUAUCCUUUGUGCUAUUGCUUGCCCUAGAAGCAAUGGUCAGGUAGAACGUUUCAAUGACACAAUUUUAAAUGCUAUGUCAGCUGCGGUAGGUGAAGACCAAGACGCAUGGGAAAGUAAGAUUAUUGAAGUUCAGAGCGGUAUUAAUGGAACAAUAAACGCAACAACCGGUACAACUCCUUCUGAAUUGCUUUACGGUUACAGACCUAGACUUAAAUUUGAUGUUGUUUUAAAUAAUAACCAGGCAGAUAGGCAGGGUAAAUUGAAAUGUGCGCGAGAUCAAGCUGUCGCUAACAUAAAUAAAAGUGAACAGCGUAUGAAGCAGCGUUAUGAUAAAAAUAGACUUGACGCAAUCAGUUAUAAUGUUGAAGACAAGGUCCUUGUUCGAAGAACUCCUCUAGUAAAAGGACUGACCAGUGGCAAACUUGUACAGAAGUAUAUGGGUCCAGUUGUGGUGACUCACGUCCUUGGCCAGUGGCGAAACUAUAGGGUGGCAGGGCUGGCAAAAUGCCACGGGCCCCGGCCCAAGAGGCCGCGAGCUCAGAAAUAA